This is a messenger RNA of Kazachstania africana CBS 2517, 1074 nucleotides long. RefSeq names its product homoserine kinase (gene THR1). Gene Ontology annotation, biological process: L-threonine metabolic process. NCBI's taxonomy places the organism in Eukaryota, Fungi, Ascomycota, Saccharomycetes, Saccharomycetales, Saccharomycetaceae. Bases 1 to 1074 code for a protein of 357 amino acids. The record is from RefSeq and is a predicted model, not a curated record. The transcript has a single exon. Gene Ontology annotation, molecular function: homoserine kinase activity; ATP binding.
AUGGUACGUAGUUUUGUUGUUAAGGUGCCGGCCUCUUCUGCAAAUAUUGGUCCUGGUUACGAUGUUUUAGGUGUUGGUUUAGCGUUGUUUCUGGAACUAAACGUUUCUAUUGAUCCUACACAGGCUCAUUUGACUAAAGACGACCCAAACAACUGUCUGUUAAGUUACAGCGAAGACAGUGAAGGGUUUGAUUCCGUGCCAUUGAGAUCUGAUGCUAAUUUGAUUACCAGAACUGCCCUUUACGUUAUGCGUUGUAAUAAUAUCAGAGCUUUCCCUUCUGGAACGAAAAUCCAUGUCACCAACCCUAUCCCUCUAGGUCGUGGGUUAGGCUCUUCAGGUGCUGCUGUCGUUGCAGGUGUCAUGUUGGGUAACGAAAUCGGACAGCUUGGCUUCUCAAAGCAACGUAUGCUAGACUACUGUCUUAUGAUUGAACGUCAUCCAGAUAAUAUUACUGCAGCCAUGAUGGGAGGUUUCUGUGGUUCUUUCUUAAGAGACUUGACCCCUCAAGAACUAGAAAGACGUGAAAUUCCAUUGGCUGAGGUCUUACCUGAGCCAACUGGAGGAGAAGACACUGGUUUGGUCCCACCUUUACCACCAACCGAUAUCGGUAGACAUGUUAAAUAUAACUGGAACCCUAAAAUCAAAUGUAUAGCGAUUAUUCCACAAUUCGAAUUAUCUACCGCUGACUCCAGAGGCGUUCUACCUAAGGCUUAUACAACUCAAGAUUUAGUUUUCAAUUUACAAAGAUUAGCAGUUUUGACUAAUGCUUUAACGUUAGAUCCUCCAAAUGCCAACUUAAUUUAUCCAGCUAUGCAAGACAGAGUCCACCAGCCAUACAGAAAAAUCUUAAUUCCAGGCUUAACAGAUAUCUUACAAAGUGUAACACCUUCCACAUAUCCAGGUUUGCUCGGUAUCUGUCUUUCCGGUGCUGGGCCAACCAUCUUAGCUUUGGCCACUGAAAAUUUUGAGGACAUCGCUCAAGAAAUUAUAAAUACUUUUGACAGAAAUAACGUCGAAUGUACAUGGAAGUUAUUGGAAUUGGCUCAUGACGGUGCCACGGUGGAACAAUAUUGA